This is a messenger RNA of Mesorhabditis belari, 834 nucleotides long. The record is from the annotation of a GenBank genome assembly. Lineage: Eukaryota; Metazoa; Nematoda; Chromadorea; Rhabditida; Rhabditidae.
AUGGGAAGUCGGCGAAGAUCAUCGAUCUACCCGUUGAGCGACGUGGAUUUGGCCGCCGAGUCGCUCAGCUCAACCCAUUCAGCCCGGAGAGAUGAUCCAAUUCUGCCCACUUUUUCCCCAUUGGAUCUUUUCACAUGGGCCUCUUUUGAGGUGACGAUGAUCGUGUGUCAAUUUGCCGGAUUUGCACAUAUUUUCCUCGUUUCUCAUUUCUAUGGUCGGAUAGUUGGCGGAAUCAAAUACGAUGAAACGCCGAAUUAUCAUGGCUUAUUUAUGACCUAUGGGCUUGUGUUUUUUAAUGGAGAGGCUAUUUUGGCGUAUCGUUUUAUGAGAAAUGAGGCAAAAAUCCUAUCGAAACUCGUCCAUGCGACUUGUCACACUUUAGCGAUCUCUUUUUUCUCAGCAGCUCUCGCACAAAUUAUUCACCAAAAGACCCUAGGCGGUAAUCAACAUGUGUACACAUUUCACAGUUGGUUCGGAAUCGCCAUCAUGGCCGCCUAUAUCAUUCAGUUCCUGUUCGGUCUUUUCAACUACGGACUCCCUGGUGUUCCGAUCGAGGUUCGACAAGCUCUAAUGCCAUAUCAUCGCACUGUUGGUCUAGCUUUGUUUGGAUGUUCAGUAGCUCAGGUUUUGCUUGGUCACUUCAGUUUUCUCUAUUUGUAUCGACCGCCAUUAGUGAUGUCCUGUUAUGCUUUCCUCGAUUGUGACACCCAUUUCGAUUUAAUCUUCAAUUUUUCCCUUCUCACUCUCGUUGUUUAUGCUUUAUUGGUGAUGGUUUUGGUGACAAAAGACAGUUGGAAACGAGAGAAAACACCAGAAGAACUGGGUUUGAUCGAU